Hordeum vulgare subsp. vulgare (domesticated barley) is the source of this 2634-nucleotide messenger RNA. Its product is annotated as pentatricopeptide repeat-containing protein At1g77360, mitochondrial. Bases 360 to 1817 code for a protein of 485 amino acids. The transcript is spliced from 3 exons. Lineage: Eukaryota; Viridiplantae; Streptophyta; Magnoliopsida; Poales; Poaceae. The record is from RefSeq and is a predicted model, not a curated record. Gene Ontology annotation, molecular function: protein binding.
GCCAACUAAAGUGGUGCGAAACAUAUCCUGUUCCUCUCUUCCACAGACCAUUUUCUCUCCGUGAAUAUAUCGACGGCGUUUGAUUCCGACGGCCUCCGGCCUCCUGUGGACGAGGCACUCGUGGGAGGUUGAUACUUGAGAGGGUUCCGGUUGUGAGCGGGAGGCAGAAUUUCAGGUGGAGGCGGAUGCGCGCGGCUACAGCUGGAGUUGAUACUUUCGAUGUGGUAAUCGCGGCAAAGGACCGACGCCCCGCCGAGUUGCCGCCACACGGAGCAAGGCCUCAGUGAGGCACUGGAGUACGGGGCUUCUGCGCGAGCUCCACCACACCAGUGUCAGCGUGUGGAAGCGGCGAUAGCGGCAUGGGCCGAUUCCGUCUCACCAGCCUGGAGGCACGCAAGGUGUUUGUUAGAAUGCUUAGCAGCGGGGUAGGCGGCAGCGAUGCCGCUGUGGAGGCUUUCGACCCUGCCAAGCGCCUCUGCAAGCUCAUCAUCUCCUGCCGGCAGGCCUCGGGGCUUGAGAUCGAGCUCGACCACAGCGACCUCCGAGUCACCCCGGAUGUCGCAGAGCGCGUCCUCGAGCGCCUCGACAACGCUGGCAUGCUCGCGUAUCGGUUCUUCGAGUGGGCGCGCAAGCAGAGGCGCGGCGGCGGCUGCGCCCACACCGUCCGCUCCUUCCACACGGUGGUCGCGUCCCUCGCCAAGAUCCGCCAGUACCAGCUCAUGUGGGACGUCGUUGCCAUAAUGCGCCGGCAGGGUGUGGUUAAUGUCGAGACGUUUGGCAUCAUAAUGCGGAAGUAUGCACGGGCACAGAAGGUCGAUGAAGCUGUUUACACAUUCAACGUCAUGGAGAAGUACGGCGUGGUGCCUAACCUCGCUGCUUUCAACAGCCUGCUUUGCGCGCUGUGUAAGUCCAAGAACGUGCGCAAGGCGCAGGAGAUCUUUGAACAGAUGAAUGGCCGGUUCAGCCCUGAUGCCAAGACCUAUAGCAUCUUGCUGGAGGGUUGGGGGAGAGCGCCUAAUCUCCCAAAGAUGCGAAAGGUCUACAGUGACAUGCUGGAUGCAGGCUGCCAACCUGACAUAGUCACAUAUGGCAUCAUGGUUGAUUCCCUCUGCAAGACAGGCCGUGUUGAGGAAGCUGUCUUUGUGGUGCAGGACAUGACCUCCAGGGGCUGCCAACCAACAACUUUCAUAUACAGCGUGCUCGUGCAUACUUAUGGCGUUGAAAUGAGGAUCGAGGAUGCUGUUGCGACAUUCUUGGAUAUGCAGAAGGAUGGUAUUGUGCCAGAUGUUGUGGUUUAUAAUGCGCUUGUCACUGCCUUCUGCAAAGUGAAAAAAUUUGACAACGCAUUUAGAGUCAUGGAUGACAUGGAAGGCCAUGGAAUCACCCCAAACUCAAGGACCUGGAACAUCAUCCUUAACAAGCUGAUUAGCCUUGGAAAGGAUGACGAAGCAUACAGGGUCUUCCGCCGUAUGAUAAAGCGCUGCCAACCAGAUUCUGAUACAUAUACCAUGAUGAUUAAGAUGUUCUGUGAGAAUGACAGGUUAGAGAUGGCACUGAAGGUAUGGAAAUAUAUGAGAUUGAAGCAGUUUCUGCCGAGCAUGCACACGUUCUCUGUGCUAAUCAACGGGCUGUGUGACAAGGGUGAGGUUAGCCAAGCUUGUGUUCUGCUUGAAGAUAUGAUAGAGAAGGGCAUUAGACCCCCUGGUUCAACAUUUGGCAAGCUAAGGCAGCUCCUUCUGAAGGAAGGAAGGAAGGAUGUGCUUGAAUUUCUCGUUGACAAAAUGAAGAUUCUGAUACAGGAACCUUUGUUUGAUUGACCACUCAUUAUGUUACAAUGGCUUGAGGGGGCAAAUGUCCAAUUCUCCAGGAUGGAUAAGGUAAAGGUAAAAUCCAGUUGUAAGAAAAUAAAGCCAUUGACAAGAGGCAUAGAGGUUUCCUGUGGAAAGGUGAAGAAAAAGCCAACAGUGGCAAGCAAACCCAAAUGGCUAUGGCUAUGGCUAUGGCUGUAAACAACAGAUGCCUCAAGACCCUGAGCGGAGUUCCACUCAGUGCUCAAGCGCUUUUUGGGGUAGCGGUGGAAUCCAUUGUGGGCAACGGGAGGCAAGAAAAUUCUGGUCUCACCGGUGGUUGCAAGGCACAACAAUCACUGAGUUGGCUCCUAACUUGAUCAAGUUUUUUAAACAUCGAACUGUUGCUCAAGCCCUGAACAGCCAAGGAAGGGUAAAACAUCAAAGGCGCCUAACGGUACAAGUGAAAUGUUGAGUAUAUUCACAUCUGGGACAUGGUUGAAAAUCUGGUCUUACACCAGAAAGUUCCUGAUCAGCAGCGGCGGCAUUUCACUCGGUCAGGUUCCUACAUCAGUAUGUCUUCAUAUCAUGCUUCCUUCAUUGGAACCAUCAAGUUCGCACCUUGGAAACGAAUCUGGAAAAGUUGGGCUCCCCUGCACUGCAAUUUUUCAUUUGGUUACUUGUAAACUGUUGAAGUGUAUAUAUGGAUUGUCUAGCCUUUUUUAUUAAUUUGAACUUUUGGUUGCGUUGGCUAAUGCAUGGAACUUAACAUGGUAUCAGAGUCCAAGGUCUUGAGUUCAAGUCUUGGUUUCAGAAUUUAUCCAAAAAAAUGUUGUUCUCUCCUUUA